GGCUUUUUGAAUUCCUCAACAUGAACAAAUUGUUUUCAAUAAAUUUCACUAAAAUUAUAAGAUAAACGGCAGUUUUCAUCAAAUAUUUUUUGAAAAACUGAUAUUUAGUGCCAAGUGCAACGUGAAUCGUAACUGCACAAUAACUUUUAAGUGCCAAUAGACAAAAAAUUGUCGAAAAUAAACAAAAAUGAAUUCAUCACACGAAGAUUUCGAUGCCUUUGAAAACAUCCUGCCAAAUGAAGAGAAAGCUACCAAGAGAGCAAAGUACUGGCAAGAUUUCAUGGAGAGAUAUAAAGACGAUGAUGAAAACAACGGAAUGGACAUGGAUGAAAUGCUGGAUUUUGCAGAUGAAUUUGAUGAUAAUAAGUUCUCGGAUGAUGAAAGCGAUGAAUAUUCUACUCGUGCAAUAGAAAAUGCUGCUAAAGUAGAGGAACCUGCUAUGCCUGAGGAAAGUUUAACUUAUUAUUUCAGUGAAGAAUUUCUUCAAGGUCUGAAGAAAAGUUACGAUGAGAAAAUUAAAAAACUUGGAGAACUUAAUCUACCAUUCUGGCAAGUAACUACAGAUAAUUUAAGAAUGCUUGAGCACGAAAACGAGGAAGUGGUUAAAACAAAAGAUUCUCUCACUUUAACGAAAAAUCGCACUCGAGCUACAAAUGUCUCAAGAACUAAUGUUGCUUUGGCUCCAAUGUUUCAAAAUUUUUUGCAAUCCAAUUCUAAUCCAAAACGCGAAAAUGGAAUACUUGAAUUGCAAACUAAUUCAUUGUCAUUGAACGGAAUGUCAUUUUCGGGAACGGGAGAAAAUUCAAUUCUUUCACAACUCCAGCAAGUGCUCGGAAAUAGAAAAUUUAUAAUGAAAGUUCAAGAGCGUGAAUAUAAUAUUGAAGUUGAUGAUUUGAGUACAAACAAUCCUCAAUCAGAAAGCAGCUUAAAAGCCAUUACUUCCAACGCAGAGCCUCAGAAAAACAAGUCAAAGGAUGAUGAUGGAAAAAAUCAUCAAAUACAAAGCAAUGAAGGGCAUCAGGAAGUUAAAAUAUGUAUGGAAACAUCUUCCAAAGAAUUCAAAAAUGAAAGCCAAUUCAAGGGGAAAUCACCUAAUAAAAAAUGUAAAUUAUUAACAGAAACUAGUGAGAUAAUUUCAAUCGAUUCUUCAACUGAUGAGGAACUUGCCAGAAAAAAAGUUGACAAGAAAUCACCGAUGAUGAGUAAAAAUAUUGCAUAUCACAAGUCAAAGAAAGAUAUUUCCAUAACUUCUAUUGAUUCCUCAUUUGCUGAAGAGCUUUCCUACAAAACAGUCGUUCAAAACUCGCCAACUUUGGAUAACAAGUAUGAAAAAGAUAAUCUAAAUCAAACAAAUAGAAAACUACGUCGCUUUGAAACAAAAGUUAUGGAAGUUGAAGAUUCUGUUCAUAAUUCGACAUCAAAUCAGUUUAACAUAAGCAAGCAGACAUCAUCGAAUGAUAACCAAAAGAUCUGCAAUGGUAGAAUCAAAAAUUUUACUAAAAUAAUACGAAAUCCUUCCAUAUCGUCAGAUGAUUCUUCAUCUGAUGAAGAACUUGUUAGAAAGCCUGUCAACAGAAAACCAAAAAAUGUUGGAAAAAAUCUUGAAAUUAGAAAGUCAAUGAAAAAUCAUUCAAUAACUUCAACAGAUUCUUCAUUUAAUGAAGAGCUUUCCAGCAAAACAGGAGACAAUAAACCACCAAUUUUAGAUAAAACUAAAGUUUGUGAAGAUAAAGAUUCUUUCCAUAAUUCAACAUCAAAGCAGAUUGAAUUAAACAAAAAGACCUCAUCGAAUGAUAACGAUAAAAGUUCCACUGACAGAAGACAAUUAAGAAGUAAAAAAACUUAUAAAAAUUUGAAACCAGAGCCUUCUUUACCUUCAAAUGUUGUCCCAUUUGAUGAUGAUAUUGAAAAUUCCAAACUGCAACAAAAGCCUUCAGAUUGUUCUCAAUUUGAAGAAAAACUUACCAGAAAACCAAUGAACCAAAAAUCACAAACUGUUGUUAAAAAUCUUGAUCAAAAUAAUUUAAAUCAAAGACAACAAAACUCUGAACGUUAUGAAACGAAAGCUAGAAAAGCUGAAGAUUCUUUCCGUAACUCAAAAACAAAGCAAAUUGUAAUUAACAAGAAGACAUCAUCGAAUGGUAAACAAAAUAUUUCCAAUGACAGAAGUCAUGUAAAAGAUUCACGGACUACAACCAAGGAUUUUGAAAAUUCCAAAUCAAAGCAAAAGCCUUCCAAACCUUCAGACGAUUCUGAUGAAAAACUUUUCAAAAAACCUGUCAUCAAGAAACCACCAACUUUGAGUAAAAUCUACGAGAAAAAUAGCUUAAAGCAAAAACAAGAAAAUCGUUCACGUUAUGAAACAAACGUUUCUAAGUUUGAAGAUUCUUUCAAUAAUUUAACAUCACAACAAAUUAAUUCAAGCAAGACAACAUCAUCAAAUGAAAAGAAAAAGAUGUCAAAUGAUAAAAGUAAAGAUCAUACACUCUGCAAAAUGAAUUCUUUCAAAAAAGGAAAAGAAGACAAACGGAAUCAUGAAAAUAAUGUUGAAGAUCAUAACAAAAGUAAGCUGUCGAAUCAAAAAACUAGCGACAGAACAAUCCUUACUGACAAAUUAAACCAAACAAUGGUUUAUGUUCCUGAAAUGGACAGCGAAUAACUUUUAAUUUGAUAUUUUCAUUAUUCCGCCAAAAUUUUAAAAAUGAUUUAAAUAAAAUAAAGAAAUAA
Molecule: messenger RNA, 2727 nt
Organism: Clunio marinus
Lineage: Eukaryota; Metazoa; Arthropoda; Insecta; Diptera; Chironomidae
Source: the annotation of a GenBank genome assembly